Messenger RNA from Malurus melanocephalus (red-backed fairy wren), 2188 nucleotides. RefSeq names its product rab GTPase-activating protein 1-like. Bases 329 to 2173 code for a protein of 614 amino acids. The record is from RefSeq and is a predicted model, not a curated record. The transcript has 16 exons. Lineage: Eukaryota; Metazoa; Chordata; Aves; Passeriformes; Maluridae.
GCGCACCCGCCCGCCCUCCCGCCGCCGGAAUGUGGGCGACGCUGUCCCGGCCCUGAGGCGGCUGCGCGGCCCCGCUGGGCUGGAGGCGGCGGCAGCGCGGGGAGGACGGCCCGGCUGCACCAGUGAGAGAUCGGGAGCAGCGUCGGGCCUGCUCGCCGGGUUUGGGAUUGUCAGGCAGCCUGUAUGGCCUUGAAGACUGCCUUUAAUACAAGCCUAUCUGUAAUACAGGAUGACUUUGUUUCUCGGCUAAAAAAAGUAUGAUUUAGCCUGCUCUUGAUUGUCUUCUUUCAAGUAGGUUCUGGUGGCAGGAGGAGAAUACUGACCUGUGAUGGAAGUCAAAACAUCAUUUAGCAGAGCCAGGAGGAUUCCUGAWACUGUAUCUACAUUAAUUAAUGAAGAAUUUGUUUUAGUUCAUCAGAAAUCUGAGGACACCUCUGGAAAAGAUGAAAAACCACAGCGAAAGGUAUUUUCAAAUGGAGAUGAGGAGUUGGAAAAGGCAAUGGAAGAGAUACUGCGGGAUUCUGAGAAAGACCAGAAUGUCACUGCACUCCAAGAAGGUUUUAGUCAUGGCAGUGGCAAGGCAGAUGUGGAAGGGUCAGCAGGACAAACAAACCAACCAUCUUUGCAGCUUGUUUUAGACCCWUCUACUACAGGCAAAAUCUCUGCACCAAGACAAUCUUCUCCCAGUGAACCCCUGGAAGAGGACAGCGUGUUGUUUAACAAACUGACUUACUUAGGUUGCACAAAGGUGUCAGCCCCACGGAAUGAACCAGAAGCUCUACAUGCCAUGGCAAACAUGAAAUCCUCAAGUCAAGCCCCUUUAGCUGUGACGCUCUACGUUCCAAACAUUCCAGAAGGCUCUGUACGAAUAAUAGAUCAGUUGAGCAAUGUGGAGAUAGCCUCGUUUCCCAUCUAUAAGGUGUUGUUUUGUGUGCGUGGGCAAAAUGGGACUUCAGAGAGUGACUGCUUUGCAUUUACUGAAAGUAGCUGUGGAACAGAAGAGUUCCAGAUCCAUGUUUUCUCCUGUGAGAUUAAAGAGGCUGUCAGCCGCAUUUURUAUAGUUUCUCCACAGCAUUCAAGCGUUCUUCCAAACAAGCAUCUGAUCAUGUGAAGGACUUUGUUCUUCCCACUCCAGAYAGUGAUGUGUACACUUUCAGUGUUUCCUUAGAAGUCAAAGAAGACGAUGGAAAAGGAAAUUUUAGCCCUGUGCCAAAGGAUAGAGAUAAAUUGUAUUUCAAGCUUAAACAGGGAAUUGAGAAGAAAGUGGUGAUCACAGUUCAGCAGCUCUCRAACAAAGAACUGGCCAUUGAAAGGUGCUUUGGGAUGUUGCUAAGCCCUGGAMGAAAUGUGAAGAACUGUGACAUGCAUUUACUAGACAUGGAAUCUAUGGGAAAAAGUUCUGAUGGGAAAGCUUAUGUCAUUACUGGAAUGUGGAAUCCUAAUGCACCCAUGUUUCUAGUACUUAAUGAGGAAACUCCUAAAGAUAAGCGUGUAUUCAUGACUGUGGCUGUGGACAUGGUUGUUACUGAAGUAGUAGAGCCAGUUCGGUUUUUGCUUGAGACUGUUGUGCGUGUGUAUCCUGCCAAUGAACGCUUCUGGUACUUCAGCAGGAAAACCUUCACAGAAACUUUUUAUAUGAAGCUAAAACUGUCUGAAGGAAAAAGCCACACAAGUGCUGGAGAUGCAAUUUAUGAAGUUGUCAGUCUGCAAAGAGAAUCUGCCAGAGAGGAAGAAUUACUCACCCCAACAAGUGGAGGAGGGCCUAUGUCAUCCCAGGAGGAUGAGGCAGAAGAAGAGAGUGAUAAUGAGCUCUCCAGUGGCACUGGUGAUGUGUCAAAGGAUUGUCCUGAGAAGAUUUUGUAUUCCUGGGGAGAGUUGCUGGGGAAAUGGCACAAUAACCUUGUUGUGAGACCAAAUGGAUUGUCCACUCUGGUCAAGAGUGGUGUUCCAGAAGCACUGAGGGCAGAGAUCUGGCAGCUGCUGGCAGGAUGCCAUGACAACCAGGCAAUGCUGGAUAAAUACAGAUUACUCAUCACAAUGGAUUCUGCUCAAGAGAGUGUCAUUAAACGAGAUAUCCAUCGUACAUAUCCAGCACAUGAUUAUUUCAAGGACACAGAAGGAGACGGUCAGGAAUCUCUGUACAAAAUCUGUAAGGUACAGUCAGUACUCUGAAUUUUAAAGCAUGUU